Molecule: messenger RNA, 2484 nt
Organism: Harpegnathos saltator (Jerdon's jumping ant)
Lineage: Eukaryota; Metazoa; Arthropoda; Insecta; Hymenoptera; Formicidae
Gene: Art7
Product: arginine methyltransferase 7
Exons: 10
Coding region: 221-2326 (701 amino acids)
Biological process (GO): peptidyl-arginine methylation, to asymmetrical-dimethyl arginine; chromatin remodeling
Molecular function (GO): histone methyltransferase activity; protein-arginine N-methyltransferase activity
Source: RefSeq, a predicted model, not a curated record
AAAAGUUUCAUAUUUUUAAAAUAUUUGGAAAAUUGGAACAGAAGGAAAAUGAAACUGUGUUGAUAGCUCAUAAGUUAUUGAAAGUUGAAGAUGUACCUGAUAGUUUGAAUAUGCUAUCAUUGUUAUCUGCAGUAGUACGUCCUAUGUAUUAUCAGUACAAACAGCUCAAAUAGUACAAAUAUUUUGUCAAAUUUCUUUUUUCUCUGUGUGCCAACUGUAAAUGUUAAGGACUACUUUUAAUAUUCUAACAAGUUCAUUGUCUAAACAAAACAUGAGUAUAUUUAUGCAGUGUUUAAAUCCUCUUACGGGUAUUGCUACAUGGGAGGAAAAGGAUCAAUAUUACGAUUAUCAUCAGGAAGUAGCUAGGUCUGCAUUUGCAGACAUGCUACAUGAUCAUGAGCGAAAUGAAAAGUAUUAUAUUGCUCUAAAAGCAGCUAUCAUAAAGAAGCAUCAGGCAGGAGAAGAGGCUAAUGUGUUAGAUAUAGGCACUGGUACAGGAUUAUUAUCAAUGAUGGCAGCCAAAUGUGGUGCUGAUACUGUAACUGCAUGUGAGGCUUUCACACCAAUGGCCAACUGUGCUGUGAGAAUAAUCAAAGAAAACGGCCUCGAAGAUAAGAUUAAGUUAAUUUGCAAACGUUCUACGAAAAUGACGAUCGGGAAGAAUGGCGACAUGCCAAAGCGCGCAAACAUUCUAGUUACCGAGGUAUUCGAUACGGAGUUGAUCGGUGAAGGAGCUUUGUCAACAUUUCGACAUGCUCACGAGGUUCUUCUCGAGGGAAAUAGUAUUGUCGUACCACACAGUGGGACAGUAUGGGCGCAGGUAGUCGAGAGCUCCAGAGUUUGCGCUUGGAAUCGAGUAAAACCUAUUCAAGGUGGAAAGGAUAUAUUAGUCAAUGCUCCGCCAGCUAUCCAAGCAUGCUCUGGUGCGGCAGCAGUACACGACAUGCAGCUAUCUCGUAUUCCUCGUGAUGCUUUUAUGCCAUUGCUAAAACCGCAACCUAUUUUUAGGUUCGACUGGUCUGGCAAGAAACCUCUGUUAUAUGAUGAAAAGGUGUCAUUACGCGCACAACCGAUAGCAACUGGGGUCGCGCACGCGAUUUUUAUGUGGUGGGAUUUAAAUAUGGAUAUGGAUAAUCAGAUUCUGCUGAGCUGCGCACCUGUGUGGGAACAUCCAGAUACCCCUGAUAAUAUAAAGGAUGAUACUGAGCGUUUACAGGAGAUGGCAAAUUUAAUACCUUGGAGGGAUCACUGGAUGCAGGCCGUAUAUUAUCUCCCGGAACAGGUGCCAAUCACGCAAGGCGUCGAAGUGAACCUCGUCGGAUAUCAUGACGAGUAUUCUUUCUGGUUUAAAUUGCUCAAGGGAUCAGUAGAGAAGAUUCCAGAAUGCCCAAGACCCGUAUGCAACUGUUGUGCGCAUGUUGCAUAUUCGAGAACGCGCAUCGGUCAAUUGAAUGACACAAAUCGCAAUGAGAAGUAUAUACGGGCUUUGCGGAAGAGGAUCACGGCAAAUAGCGUCUGCCUUUGUCUCUCGGACGGUUGCUUAUUAGCACUCGCGGCUGCGAGACUGGGCGCCAAGGUAUUUCUCUUAGAGCAGAACUUUUUGUCGCGCAAAACCACGGAGAUGUUCCUGCAAGCGAACGGCCUCGCCGAGCGGGUGAAAAUCGUCGAAUCAAUCGAAGAUCUGCCAGAGGCACGCGACAUCAAUUUUGUCUUCGGAGAACCGUACUUCUUAAAUUCCAUAGUGCCCUGGGAAAAUUUACGAUUUUGGUACCUCGCCUCUAGAUAUCCGUCGAGCGUCGUACGGAUGCCGAUUGUGGCGACAAUUAAAGCCGUCGCCGUUGAGUUCAAAGAUCUACAGAAGAUAAGAGCACCUCUUGGCGUAUGCGAAGGUUUUGACUUGUCUUGUUUCGAUACACUUGUGCAGACUUCUAGUGAACAAAGCGAUAAUCCCAUAGAAGCACAUCCACUCUGGGAAUAUCCUUGCAAGGCGUUAUCGGCGUCCUUUAACAUCAUAGAACUUGAUCUUACGCGUAAUGUAAAUUUUGAUGAGCGUAUUCAAGUGUCGGGCGAUGUUCCGUUCUUAGACAGCGGUUCCUGUAAUGGCGUUGCUUUAUGGGUGGAUUGGCAAUUGGACACCGAGAUAUCGGUGUCCUGUGGCCCGAUCGAGGAAAUAGUGCCUGGCAAAUGCGUGUCCUGGGAUCCAUACACGAGACAAGGAGUGCAUUUAUUCCGUAAAAUUUGUGACGUCACUAAAGGAAGCAUGCUUUCUUGGACGUUUACCUUUAUCCCGCAACACGGUGAAGUCGAAUUCAAUUUUAAUUAUUAAGGAACGUUCGAAUAUGUAUAAAAACAGUAAAGCUGUAAAAAUAGAAAUUUGACUGAAAUAUCAGAAGUGCAAAAUGUGCUUGAAGUGCUGAUAAUGUUCUUACAUGCUAAAGUAUAUUAAAAUUUAUUGUAAGUAUAAAUAAAGAGAUUUUAUUGCGA